AAACUUUUAGCAUCAAAGGCCCAAACGUAAUUUCCGGUGAAUAAGGGCCCAAACUCAUAUAUGUUGAAACCGCUAAACCCUGGAGUUGGCUACUUCCCACAUCAUCUCUCUCUCCCUCUCUGGUAAUGGCCACCAGACGUUUGAGGGCAUUUAAGCGGUGGAUGAAAUCCAAUGGAUUCGAAUGGAGUAAUGCAUUGGAAUUUGUAGACACCCCUGAACAAGGAAUUGCUGUUAAAGCAUUGUGUCAAAUGAAUGAAGGCGAUGUGGUUGCCAAAAUGCCAAAGCAAGCUUGUCUUACAAUCAAGACUAGUGGUGCAAGUGACAUCAUUGAAAGUGCUUGUUUGGGUGGUUAUUUGGGUCUAGCUGUUGCUAUCAUGUAUGAGAGAAGUUUGGGUGAGGAUUCUACUUGGGCUGGUUACCUUCAGCUUUUGCCUCAACAAGAAUCUUUGCCUUUGGUUUGGACUCUUGAUGAAGUAAGCCACCUUUUGUGUGGUACUGAGCUUCAACAGACAGUGCAAGAAGACAAAGCUCUUGUGUAUGAGGACUGGAAAGAGAAUAUUCUACCUCUUUUGGAUUCAGAACCUUCAAGGCUUAACCCGGCAUUCUUCAGUGUGGAACAGUACUUUGCAGCCAAAAGUCUUAUUUCUUCUAGAUCUUUCGAGAUAGAUGAUUACCAUGGCUUUGGCAUGGUCCCCCUAGCAGAUCUAUUCAAUCAUAAAACGGGUGCGGAAGAUGUGCAUUUCACCGCUUUGUCUUCUAAUGAUGAGUCUGAGGACGAUGCUGACGACGGAAUUGUUGAUGAAGAAGCAUUAGCUCAAAAUUCAUCUAUGGAUAAGACUGAGAACGGUGUUGUUAGUGACACAGAGUGUUCUUCGGUUACUGAAGAUGAUACUUCAAUGCUGGAGAUGGUUAUGAUAAAAGAUGUUAGCACUGGAACUGAGGUAUUUAAUACUUACGGCUUAUUGGGUAAUGCCGCUUUGCUACAUAGAUAUGGAUUUACCGAACAAGAUAACACCUAUGAUAUCGUAAACAUUGAUAUGGAGCUGGUACUUGAAUGGUGUUCUUCUCUAUUCUCUGACCGCCACAGCAGAUCAAGAAUCUCCCUUUGGAGAAGGUUAGGCUAUUCCGGUGACAGCGAAAACUCAGAAUAUUUUGAGAUAUCAUUUGAUGGAGAACCACAGAUUGAACUCAUCAUUUUAUUGCACAUCAUAUUUUUACCAGAUGAUGUCUACCAUAAAUUAGACUUAUCAGUAGCAGUUACUGGAAAUCGUCACGAAUCAAGUGAAAAAACCACUUUUUUGAAUGGUGAUAUUUUUCCACAUAGUAAUGAGAGUAAUAUGAGCAAGAAACCAUUGAUGACGAAAGAAAUUUGCACGGCUCUGUUGUCACUGGCUGAUAUAAGGGAGAGUCUCUAUGGUUUGAAAUCAAUAGAAGAUGAUAUGGAGGAGUUGAAAAAGUGUAGUUUUGUUGGAGAUAGAAAGGUGUAUCAUUCUUUGGUUCUGCGUAUCAGUGAAAGGAAGAUCAUUCAAAAGCUAAGAAAUUAUGCUUCAAAGUCAUGUAAGAUUACUAAUCCUAGUUCUGCCCGGAAGAAGUUGAAAAGGACAGCAUAGAGAGAGUGUUUUUUUUUUCUUCAUGAUAUCCUCAAUAUUUAUGAUUUUAUGAUUUUUUUUAAUGCAUAUUCAUUGGCCUAUGCAAAGUAGCAAAGUAGCAAAGUGCAUAGAGAGAGUAACUUAUUUUAAUCAAUUUUUGUAGACAUUAAAUUUUACUGGUUCAAGCAUCAAAUUAAUAGUGUUUGUUGAGUAGAUUAAAUUUAUGAAGUUUCAUAAAUUACGAUUUAUAAAUUGAUACAAAUAAAAUAUUGGAAUUUAACUGA
Lathyrus oleraceus (garden pea) is the source of this 1873-nucleotide messenger RNA. Its product is annotated as ribosomal lysine N-methyltransferase 3. Gene Ontology annotation, cellular component: nucleus. Gene Ontology annotation, biological process: peptidyl-lysine monomethylation. Lineage: Eukaryota; Viridiplantae; Streptophyta; Magnoliopsida; Fabales; Fabaceae. Gene Ontology annotation, molecular function: protein binding; protein-lysine N-methyltransferase activity. Bases 126 to 1610 code for a protein of 494 amino acids. The transcript is spliced from 5 exons. The record is from RefSeq and is a predicted model, not a curated record.